AUGGCCGACUCAAACCCUCAGUCUCCCAACCCCAAAGAAGAGUCCUCUGACAACGAGCCCGACACCCAGCGCCAGCAGCCUGCUCCCGAGCAAGACGCUACCCCAGAUAACAACAAAGAAGAACAGAACGAAGACUCCGCCGAAGACAUCCAGCGUGAGCCCGAAAUGGAACGCGAGCCCCAGCAACAACAACGCCGACCACGCCGCCAGCAGCGCCGUCCCCGCCGUCAGCAGGGUGGUGAAGACGGUGGGCCCCUCGGAGGUCUCGGCGGCGUCGAUCAGGCUGGUGACCUUGUGCAGAACACAGCUGGCAAGGCCAUCAACGGCGUGACGGGCAGCGCAGGAAAGGCUGUUGGCGGCCUGCUUGGUGGUGGUAAACAAGAAGAGGAAGGUGGUGGUGGUGGUGGUAAGGGCAGCGAUGAGCAGUUGCGCCUGCGGCUGGACCUGAAUCUGGAUAUUGAGGUCCAGCUCAAGGCGAAGAUUCAUGGUGAUUUGACGCUUGGAUUAUUGAAUUAG
Molecule: messenger RNA, 516 nt
Organism: Aspergillus calidoustus
Lineage: Eukaryota; Fungi; Ascomycota; Eurotiomycetes; Eurotiales; Aspergillaceae
Source: the annotation of a GenBank genome assembly